Toxotes jaculatrix (banded archerfish) is the source of this 1378-nucleotide messenger RNA. RefSeq names its product enoyl CoA hydratase, short chain, 1, mitochondrial (gene echs1). Bases 67 to 942 code for a protein of 291 amino acids. The transcript is spliced from 8 exons. Gene Ontology annotation, molecular function: enoyl-CoA hydratase activity. The record is from RefSeq and is a predicted model, not a curated record. Lineage: Eukaryota; Metazoa; Chordata; Actinopteri; Toxotidae. Gene Ontology annotation, biological process: fatty acid beta-oxidation. Gene Ontology annotation, cellular component: mitochondrion.
AGGAGGAAGGAGUAGCCAGAGAUCCUGGAGCAAGUUCACUGACAACCAUCUGCGGUCGUCGCUAUCAUGGCUUUCCUCUGCAGAAGCGCCGCUUUGCUCCUGAAGCCCUCCAGAGCAGCGCCGGCCGUGUUGUCCGCCGCUCGCCUCUACAGCUCAGGUGGCCAGUAUGACUAUAUUUUGGUGGAGAAGCGCGGUGAGAAGAACAACGUGGGUUUCAUCCAGCUGAACCGGCCUAAGGCUCUCAACGCUCUGUGUGACGGACUCAUGAAGGAGGUGGGACAGGCCCUGGAUGCCUUUGAAGCUGACAGCGACGUCGGAGCAAUCGUUAUCACCGGCAGUGACAGAUCCUUUGCUGCGGGAGCGGACAUUAAAGAGAUGCAGAAUCGCACCUUCCAGGAGUGCUACGGUGGAAACUUCCUGGCUCAUUGGAACAGGGUGUCCACAGUGAAGAAGCCUGUGAUCGCUGCUGUUAAUGGAUUUGCUCUGGGUGGAGGCUGUGAGCUGGCCAUGAUGUGUGACAUCAUCUACGCUGGAGAGAAGGCACAGUUCGGCCAACCUGAGAUCCUGUUGGGCACCAUUCCUGGGGCGGGUGGCACCCAGCGCCUGACUCGUGCAGUGGGCAAGUCCCUGGCUAUGGAAAUGGUACUAACAGGAGACAGGAUUAAUGCUCAAGAAGCCAAGCAAUCAGGUUUGGUGAGUAAAGUGUGUCCUGUGGACCAGCUGGUGUCUGAAGCUGUAAAAUGUGGGGAAAAAAUUGCUGCUAACUCCAAACUGGUUUCUGCCAUGGCUAAAGAGGCUGUUAACGCUGCUUUUGAACUGACUUUGGCUGAGGGGAAUCGUUUGGAAAAGCGCUUAUUCCACGCUACCUUUGCUACGGAUGAUCGUAAAGAAGGCAUGUCAGCAUUUGUGGAGAAGAGAAAGGCCAGUUUCCAGGACAAGUAGAAAAGAGCAGAUCAGGAGCUCAGCCAAGAAGACAGAGGUCCCGACAUCAGCGGGUCCUUUCCUUACCCACAACAAGUUGAAUGAUAUAAAAAUCCUGAUGGUAGUGGAACAUGCAAGCUGUUUAAAUUAGGAUCUGGCACUGAGUGAUUGAGUGCACAAGAGUGUCUUAUCACAGCGAAGCCCUGCCUGAUGACGCUCAGUGUCAAAAUCAGAUGCAGUGAGGGUGCAGGAGUGCAGUGGGUUUGUAUGUGAAUCCCAUUUGAUAACUGUUUUACAGUGAUUGUGUAAUAGGAGGAAUCAGUCUGGAUGACUUCUACUGACUUUGCCUUUUCUUUUUCACUGUCAAGUGUUUGUCUGCAUUUUGUGGGCAGCUUUUUCUCCUGUGUACAUUUUACAAAUAAAGCACUAGACUGGUUUUCAGUACCCGCAACUAAGA